Molecule: messenger RNA, 462 nt
Organism: Castor canadensis (American beaver)
Lineage: Eukaryota; Metazoa; Chordata; Mammalia; Rodentia; Castoridae
Source: RefSeq, a predicted model, not a curated record
AAAGAUGGCUGCACUGACGGCGGAGCACUUCGCUGCGUUCCAGACCUUGUUGAAGGCAUCCUCAAAAGAUGUUGUCAGACAGCUGUGUCAAGAGAGCUUUUCCAGUUCAGCCCUUGACUCCAAAAAACUCUUGGAUAUUACAUGUUCCAGCUUGUCUGUGACCCAGGAGGAGGCAGAGCAACUGCUCCAGGCUCUGCAUCGCCUCACUAGACUGGUGGCAUUCCAUGACCUGUCUUCAGCCGAGGCCGUUCUGGCUCUCUUUCCAGAAAAUUUCCACCAAAAUCUCAAAAACCUUUUGACAAAAAUCAUCCUAGAACAUGUAUCUUCUUGGAGAACUGAAGCCCAAGCAAAUCAGAGUGAGUAUUGAGACAUCUGUCUGUACUUCUUCACCCUGCUCCUAGCGCCAGCUCCACCAGUGACCAGACUUUAGCCAAAAAUCAAAGGAAACUAUUGUAGUCCCAA